UUGGAGUCCGGCAGUCUAAGCGCCGGCAUUGAUCGCACCCAGCAUCCGGGCAGCGUCCAGCACCCAAGGGCAGCCUGGAAACCAUGGCAAGGCGCAUACUACUGCUCCUCCUCGGCAGUAGUAUCGGAGUAGAGAGCGCCCCGAGCCAGGACGUCCAGGACCUCUGCCGCGACGAGGCGCGCAGCACGACGACGGUGCGCGAGAACGUAAUCGUCGCGAUCCGGGGCGGCGGAUUUAGAAGGAGGCCCGGCCAGGCCAUGAUCCACCCGUGCUGCCCGUCCGACGAGGACGCGCGGCGCGUCUUCAUGUCCGUGCUCACGUUCAUCAACAAGUUAAAGACCUACGGCUUCGGCGACACGCGCGUGCUCGGGACGACGUACGGCUGCCCGGCCGGCGACGCGCAGUACACAAAGGAGCUGCAGGAGUGGUACGAGCCCUACCUCAAAUCAUCUGAUGAUUGGACGAUGCUGAGCCACGGCUCGAAGGCGCAUGACAAACAUCGACAGAAGAGCGGGGCGCAGGGCCUCUGGACGCAGUCCAAGUUCGUGGUGAGCGAGCUCCAGGCGCGGCUCCGGCCCGUCGAGGCGGCCGCGCCGCCCAGGCUACUCGUGGAGCUCCGCGCCGACGAGAUGAUCGCCGUGCGCAACUGGACGCUCUUCCGCGAAUGUUUACAUGAGGGUCCCGCGGGCGACGUCGUGCCCGGGGAAUAUGCGAGGUGCUACACGCACUGGGACGACCUGCCCGACGCCCCGUCCGUCAUCCCGGCCAUGCGGGAGCUCUUCAAGCUGGGGCCGGAGCGUACGGCGUGCGCCGAGAAUAUCGUUCGAAGGCAGGUCCGGGGCUCGUGCGUCGCCGACGACGCCUUCCCGAACCACGCGUGGCUGCACCGCGCGCCGGGCUAGGACUAACUACACUACAUCACA
Pelagomonas calceolata is the source of this 923-nucleotide messenger RNA. NCBI's taxonomy places the organism in Eukaryota, Pelagophyceae, Pelagomonadales, Pelagomonadaceae. The record is from the annotation of a GenBank genome assembly.